CAAUCAUCAUAACCAUGUCCCGCAAUCUUUUAAUUACUGGUGCCACCGGGAAGCAAGGCGGCAGUGUCGUGGAAGCCGUCCUCGCUCGUUUCUCGAAAGAAUUCACCAUCCUCGCCGUCACUCGCAAUGCACAGUCACCAUCGGCCCUGGGUCUGGCCAAGAAGUCAUCCGCUGUCAAACUUGUCGAAGGAAACCUUGACGACGUACCCUCCCUGUUUCGAGCUGCGAAGAAGGUUGCCUCUGGCCCCAUCUGGGGUGUCUAUUCAGUUCAAGCCGCAGUGACCAAGGGCACCACCUUCGAGGGAGAAAUACGACAAGGCAAAGCACUCAUUGAAGAGUCCAUCAAGAACGAUGUGAAGCAUUUCGUCUACAGUAGCGUCGAUCGUGGCGGCAACGAGCGGUCCUGGAGUAACCCAACGCCAAUCCCGCACUUCCAGUCGAAGCAUCAGAUUGAACACUAUCUCCGCGAUAGUGUCGAAAGUCGGAAGUCCGCUAUGGGCUGGACAAUCUUGCGCCCUGUUAUCUUCUUAGACAAUAUUACGCCGGACUUCCAGUCCAAGGUAUUCAUGACAAGCUUGCGUAAUACCAUGAAGGAUAAGCCAUUGCAGUGGAUUGCUACUUCUGAUAUUGGAGUUUUUGCAGCUGAGGCAUUUGCAAAUCCUGAUCGUUUUAACAAGCAGGUGAUAGGGCUGGCUGGAGAGGAGCUUACCUUCGAGGAACUAGACCAGAGGUUUAGGAGCGUGACGGGCACCGGCGUUGGCACGACAAUUGGGCUGCUGGGCAAGGCACUUAAGGCAGGAGUCAAGGAAGUCGCUGUGAUGUUGGAUUGGUUUAAGGAAGACGGCUAUAAUGUGGAUAUGCAGCUGGCUAAGAGCAUUCAUCCGCACAUCAAGGAUGUCAGGGCGUGGCUAAAACAAGACAGCGCCUUCGUCACACGAUAG
Fusarium redolens is the source of this 941-nucleotide messenger RNA. RefSeq lists its product as uncharacterized. The record is from RefSeq and is a predicted model, not a curated record. Lineage: Eukaryota; Fungi; Ascomycota; Sordariomycetes; Hypocreales; Nectriaceae. The coding region runs from base 15 to 941 and encodes 308 amino acids. The transcript has a single exon.